AUGGAGCCACCAUUUCCUGCAGCAUCAAAAGCGUGUUCCGCCACAGUCAGUAAUCUUAUCCACUUCCAGCUGGCGAACGGCAGCGGCGGCGGCCGUGGCCUGUUCUGCUAUCACUGUCCGCCGAGCCUGCCGCCGCACCAGCACCGAUUGCCAACCCUGGAGUACCCUUUCACCGCUUCUCAUCCCUACACAAGCUACUCGUACCACCCGGCCAUCCACGAUGACACGUUCGUUCGCAGGAAACAGCGACGUAACAGGACCACCUUCACUCUACAACAGCUUGAAGAGUUGGAGACUGCGUUUGCGCAGACGCAUUAUCCCGAUGUCUUCACUCGGGAAGACCUCGCACUCAAGAUCAAUCUCACGGAAGCGCGGGUGCAGGUAUGGUUUCAAAACCGAAGAGCAAAAUGGCGGAAGGCGGAACGUUUGAAAGAAGAGCAGCGUAAGAGAGAAGGUGCAGAGGUUAUGACGAAAAGGGACCCAGCAGAUGAUAAGGGUUCUUCGGAAUGCGGGAUGUCACGCGGCUCGGCGGAGGCGUCACCUAUGUCGGCCACCGGGGUCUCUCCUCGGACUUCGCCCCCUGUCACGCCAGGCUCGCCACGCAGAUCACCACUUCGCUCUCCCCGCCGCUCCCCCAAUAGAUCACCUCGACCCGAGAGGUCCGAGGCGGGCUGUUCUUCACCAGCGCCAUCUGUGGGCAGCGUGGGAUCCCGUGAUGCUAUGCCAGACCCUCGCCCUCAGCAUCAUAUUUUCUCGCCCUUCGAGCAUUCGGGUGCCUUCCGUUCGUCGCCGGGCAAUGGUGACCAGCCGCCCGCGCCCCCCCUCUUUCUCCCCCAGCACCUCUCUCAUCUCUCCCAACACCUCAACCAUCUGUCGCAGCCGUUCUUCCCGUUGAAAGGUUGGGGCGCGCCAUGCCCGUGCUGCCCUAAGGAAGAGGCUCGCUCCUCGAGCGUGGCCGAGCUACGCCGCAAAGCGCACGAGCACUCCGCGGCGUUGCUGCACUCGUUGGCCAGCUUCCAGUCGCGCGCCCUGCUACCCAUGCCACUGACGCUGCCACCGCUGCCACUGCCGCUGUUGCCACAUGACGCCAACGCGCCCGCAACCAACUCUAAUGAGCCGCACAAGCAUAUGGAUUUCUUCAAAAAUCGUAAG
Messenger RNA from Iphiclides podalirius (scarce swallowtail), 1152 nucleotides. The record is from the annotation of a GenBank genome assembly. NCBI's taxonomy places the organism in Eukaryota, Metazoa, Arthropoda, Insecta, Lepidoptera, Papilionidae.